AUGAAAGGACAAUUAAUUAGGUGUGGUGGCAACAUGGAUGAUACUUUAUUUUGUCACAUCAUUAGGGUGUCAAAUAACAACAACAAGUACAUUGACAGUUAUUGUAAUGACUAUAUUGAAGACUAUUAUUUGGUUCCAAUUAAUGAUGUUUAUAUGAUUUUUGUCAGGAGCGAGUUAUCAAAAGGUGUUGUUAAUAAUAAAAAAUCAAAUAAAAAAGAAUUAAACACACAAACUUUAUAUGUGACUUUGGGUGAAACAACUGUGAUACUGGAUAAAGUCACUGAUUAUAUCCACAUUAAUGUCACUUCCCAAACUCCAAAUGAAAUUACCACCAACUUAUUUUCACAAUUAUCAAAUCAGAAACAAAUUCUUGUUACGUUCUCCAGUUCAAAAGGUGUUUUAUUUGUACAUUAUCUAUGUAGGAAUGGGUUUAUAACCACAAGUAAAAUUGUUUGUAUCUCAAAUGCGACAUGUGAAAAUGGUAUUUUUGAUUCGACAAAAAGGAAAUGUCAAAAAUGUCAAGAUACAAAUUGUGCUAAAUGUACAUAUGACAACCAAAUUGAAAUUUGUCAAAAAUGUGAUUCUCCUUAUGAUCUUUAUGACAAUAUUUGUAUGAAACACUUAAAUUGUAAAUUUUCUGAUGGUAACACGUGUAUUGUAUGUAAUGAUGGGUAUAUAAUUAAAAAUAAAGUUUGUGUUAAAUUAGAUGGAAAAUGCCAAAUAGAAAGAAAUGGUUUGUGUGAAUUGUGUGAUCCUAUUUUUUCAAGUUUAAUUUCUAUAUCAGGCGAGUGUAAAAGUAUUGAAAAUGAAAUUAAACAUAGUGCGCAGAGUGUUGUAGAAUGCAAUAAAGGAUAUAUAUCAAAUUCUUCAUUUUGUAACAAAUGUGAUCUAAUACAAGAUAAUUGUGAUAUUUGUGAAUCGGGGCAUUGUACAAAAUGUUUUUCUUCUUUUUUGAUUUCACAAAAUUCAAAAUGUGAAUCUCUAACUUGUGAUACUAUUAAUAACACUUUUAAAGACCAAAAUGGUAAUUGUCUUCCAGACAUAACAAAUUGCGAAAUUGUUGUAAAUAAAAAAUGUGUUAAAUGUAUUGAUAAUUGCAUUUUAGAAAACGAUACAUGCAUAACAAACUACAAUAACACUUUUUGUGCAGUUGGAACCUCAUUAGGAUGCACUCGUUGUAUCAAUGGUUUUUAUUAUUCUUAUAACACAAAAACGUGCGAACGAUGUAACUCGAAUUGUCAGACAUGUCUUAGUCAAUCAAUUUGUUUGUCAUGUAAUGAAGGUAUGUUUUUGAGUGACCAUGUGUGUAAGUCAAACGAUGAAUUAAAAGAUUCAUGUAAGAAGUUCUCGAAUACAGGAAGCGGGUGUUAUCAAUGUAAUGAUGGGUAUUAUAGAAACAGAGUUGACUGCAAGAGAUGUGACAUCAGCUGUGAUACAUGUCUUCGCGCUUCUGAUUGUUUCACUUGCAAUUCAACUAAUUUUAAAGACUUUUCAGGUAAUUGUAAACCACAGACGAGUAUCAAUGGAUGUGCAGUUCAAGUAACACAGAACGGAUGUUCUAUCUGUAAACCUGGCUAUUAUUCAACAAAUAAUGAAUGUGGAAUUUGUUCAAACAAUUGUAAAGAGUGUACCUUAUAUAAUAAGUGUUACUCUUGUCAAGAUGAUUAUAUUUUAAUAAACAAUGAAUACAAAAUAUAUUCUUAA
Entamoeba invadens IP1 is the source of this 1704-nucleotide messenger RNA. RefSeq lists its product as hypothetical. The record is from RefSeq and is a predicted model, not a curated record. Lineage: Eukaryota; Evosea; Mastigamoebida; Endamoebidae. The transcript has a single exon. Bases 1 to 1704 code for a protein of 567 amino acids.